This is a messenger RNA of Pungitius pungitius (ninespine stickleback), 1924 nucleotides long. Its product is annotated as pyroglutamyl-peptidase 1-like. Gene Ontology annotation, molecular function: pyroglutamyl-peptidase activity. Gene Ontology annotation, biological process: proteolysis. Gene Ontology annotation, cellular component: cytosol. The transcript is spliced from 5 exons. The record is from RefSeq and is a predicted model, not a curated record. Lineage: Eukaryota; Metazoa; Chordata; Actinopteri; Perciformes; Gasterosteidae. The coding region runs from base 380 to 1012 and encodes 210 amino acids.
UACAUUGUUCUGACAAAGGUACAAAUCCUGUAAUCGUGGUCGUUUUUGGUCAAGAUUCCUGUUGUAAUUUCAUCAUACUGUUUUUCCAUGUAUUAUUUGUCACGGUAUUGUAUUUCUUCCUAAAUAAAUACAUAACCUCGUCUAUGUUUCGACUAAUGUAUCUCGUUUGGUUUAUUCCACACCAUAUUUAUUCACCCGAGCGUCCCAUUGCGAACGGGAUGACGUCACGUCUGACGCAGCGUGCAGCCGAGCAAGGCCGGAUUUAUUUGUGUCUGGCAGACGAAGCCUUCAGCUGUGGAGGGUACUGGUUCUCUUUACGGUCCGACCUCAAAAAUAAAGACCGUAAAAAGGCAACGCAUCCUCAGCAACAGGACCGGAGAUGGAUAACAGCAAACGGACAGUGGUCGUUACAGGUUUUGGGCCAUUUGGUGAGCACACGGUCAACGCCAGCUGGGUAGCAGUACAGGAACUGAUGAAGCUGGGACUCGGGGGUGAAGUGGACCUGCAUGUAUCCGAGGUUCCCGUAGAGUACCAGACAGUCCAGAGUUUGGUUCCUUCAUUAUGGAAGAAGCAUCAUCCAAGGCUGGUAGUUCAUGUCGGAGUCUCCGGGAUGGCCACCACCGUCACGUUGGAGAAGUGUGGAAGAAACCAUGGCUACAAGGGCCUCGACAACAGCAGUUUUUGCCCUGAUUCACAGUGUUGCAUUGUGGGAGGCCCGGACUGCAUCAACUCAGUUAUUGACAUGGAAUCAGUGUGUAAGAGAGUGACCUCCUCGGGCCUGGGAGUAGCUGUGUCCGUCUCCAAAGACGCUGGAAGGUAUUUAUGUGAUUUCACCUACUACACAUCUCUGUACCUGAGCCAUGGCCGCUCGGCCUUCGUUCAUGUGCCUCCUCUUGGAAAGCCUUACAGCGGGGAAGACCUGGGCCGUGCGCUGCAGGCCAUAAUCCAGGAGAUGCUGGAGCUUCUGGACCAGGCUGAAGAGAAAAUCCACUGCCAGCAGCACUUCCACUAAGUGACCUCCAGAUGCCAACCAGCCUCUCCUGCCCUCAACACACAAGAGAAAUUGCACUUAACCACAAGUAGCCAAACUUUCUUUCUUACGUUAUUGUCGUGCUCACUCGGACAAAAUGAAAACCGCCGAGUACCACAUGUAUCGAUCGUUUAUUUCUCUUUGUUUUAGGUUAUUGAUUCAUGUUUUUCUAGCCCUGACUCGGUUUUGUUUUAAUGUCUCCCGAUGGUGAGAAGAUAAAAUGGGAGUCUCAAGCCGAACACUUGAUGUUGAAUUGUUUCUUAUGUCCUUUUUCUUUAUAAGAAGUUGUAAUUUUGCCUUCUUUUACAAAGGUUAUUUAAAUGAGGAAACUGGUUGGUUCCAUCUUAUAUUUCCCCAAUUUUGUUGGCCCAAUUCUGCUUAACAAAAAAAACACACAAAUGCACCCACUGAGAUCUGUCCCUCAGGCAGUGAAAUGUUAUUUUACAGAUUUCAAGUUCAGUCCUUUAGAGGUAGGCAACUGUUUUAUGCUUUGCAGUUGUUCAAGAAAGUAGUUGGCAUUCCACCAAUACCACAGAAAUCCUAAGAUUAAAUCAAAUGGUUUCUUCUGAGUGAGCUUUGUUUUAAAGUUGUGAUAAAACAAAGAAUAUGGUAGUAUAUAUUUUCUCAUUUGGUUAUUUUAAAAAGGAAUGCAUUUUUCUUAAUCUAGAACUGUUUACAAUCUGCGUCAUUUAAAUAUCAAAUUCGCAAAAUCCCGAACUGUCCUUUAUUUGUGCAGCGCUGUUUUUAAUUCAAUGAUAAAAUCUCACCUUUCUGUUCCCGUCAUUGAAUCAGAUAUGGGUUUGAUUUUAUCUGAAGAUUUAAUGACUGUUAUGACCAUAAAUUCAGUCAGAAUUUUGCCUGGAAUUGUAUUUCUGACGCACUAUUUGAUUUUGU